This is a messenger RNA of Uranotaenia lowii, 1651 nucleotides long. RefSeq lists its product as uncharacterized. The coding region runs from base 512 to 1651 and encodes 379 amino acids. The record is from RefSeq and is a predicted model, not a curated record. The transcript has 4 exons. Lineage: Eukaryota; Metazoa; Arthropoda; Insecta; Diptera; Culicidae.
UACGCGUGCAUCAGUCCAGUCAGCUGAUUGCACCGAUUGCACAAUACAAAUCCAUAUGUGAAAAUACCAUAAACUCCUCCGAGUGUACAACACUGAUUGAUCGUUUUAACGACUUUUCGCUAGUUAGUAUUGGUGAUCAAAAACGACUAGAAAAAAAUCUUUGUUUUAUCAACGGCCAUUUUGACAUCGUACCUAGCCGGAGCCGGAUUAAAAAAUGCUUGACGCAGACAUGGAGGUGCUGGCGGUUUGUUCCAGAUCUGUGCAAGGGACGGCACCAUGUGAUUUAAUUUUGAAUAGCCCUUCGUGUAAUCUGCCCACUCAUCCAUGGCUCCUAGAUCAAUGCUCGGGUUUCCAAUGUUUACAUUGAAAGAGUGUGGAUGCUCGUUUUUUCAAUUUGGAUUUUUGGCUAUUUUAAACUGUUGUAUUGUCAUUAUUAUUAAGAAGAACUGUGAUAAUUUUAGCGAUAAAUUCACAAGUAUACCUUCUGUGAUAAAUAAGUGACCGUACUAAGAUGAGUGGCGAGGAUGCUGCUCCAGACGGAGCAGCAUCAGUACUUAACCUCAAUCAACCGAUACUAAAUCCAGGACAAGAAAGGAUGGAAGAAGACAUGGAAACAACCAGCAGAGGAAAGGAUCACGUCGACGCAGCAAGUAGAAAAAUAUUUAAAAACUACAAUUACCAAAAUGGGGAUUGCCGUCCGUAUCGCGUAAUAGUAGAGAACACAGAUGUAGAAAAACGAAAAGUUGUUAACAGAUUACAAAUAGGAAUAAUGCUACACCAAAAUGGUUUUGACAAAUGUAUCGAUGAUAUCAGGAAGACAGCUAGAAAUAAAGUAACAGUGUACGUAGGAAAUAUUAAAGAUGCCAACAGAUUGGCAAAUUGCCAGAAUCUAAAUCUACAGGGAUUCAAAUCUUAUAUUCCAAAACAAUUCGUCACGGUGACAGGAGUUAUUUCUGGUAUACCACUUGAAAUGAAAGACGAAGAAGUUAAACACUUUAUCAAGGCCAAAGCAGAAAUAGAUUCCGUUUUUCGAAUGCAUCGCUAUAAAGACAAGAAAAAGGAACCCACAUAUAAAAUGGGUGUAGUUUUCCGUACUAAUACUUUGCCAAAUGACAUCAGUAUAUAUUCUGUGAUACACAAAGUCCAACCGUACAUUAGAAAACCGAUAAUCUGUUUUAAAUGUCUUCGUUAUAACCACUUGUCCAAAAAUUGUAAAGCGUUGAUUGAAAAAUGUAUGUCAUGUGCUGUAGAACACUCGACAGAAAAUUCUUGUAACGUUUUAAAAUGUUUGUACUGUCCAAAUUCUAAUCAUAAGACGACUGACAAAGUGUGUCCUAGAUGGAAGAAAGAAAACGACUUACAAGCAAAAAUGGCCAAGAAAUGCAUGACUUAUCAGGAGGCAAGGCAGUACUACGAGGUUCCAACUGAAAAUAUGUUUGACGUUUUGAGGACUACAGAGGAUUUUCCAACAAUUGCAGAAUCAUACUCCAGAGUUGCAGCUAGCGGGCGUAAUUUUCCACAACAACUCCAACCAAAGCGCAGUGAGUGGAGUUCAAACGACAAGAGAAAUAGAUCUAAAAAAGAAAAUAAAGAACCAAACAAACUUAAUAUUUGGACAACGUUCAAAGUGAAGCAAAGUACACUUUUCUAG